AUGGUCUUGCUUUCCGAAGGACUUCCUUUCCUAGUUGUCACUGUCGGAUUUGAAAAGCCCAUCAUUCUCACUAAGGCCGUGCUUGAACGCAGCCGCCCACAACCAGCUGCAGCCCCCAACGGUUCCGCUGCCAAGCCUGCUACACCGGUACGCUCUAUCCAAGACGCUAUCCAGCAGGCAGUCGAAGCCACUGGAUUUGGCAUCGUUCGAGACUAUCUGAUUGAAAUUGCCAUUCUUGUUGCUGGUGCUGCCUCGGGCAUCCAGGGUGGUCUGCGACAGUUCUGCUUUCUCGCUGCAUGGAUCUUGUUCUUCGACUGUCUCCUACUCUUCACCUUCUACACCACCAUCCUAUGCAUCAAACUUGAAAUCAACCGCAUUAAGCGGCAUAUUGACAUCCGCAAAACCCUCGAGGAAGAAGGUAUUACCCAUCGAGUCGCCGAGAAGGUUGCCUCCACCAGUGACUGGCCUCGGAUGAACUUUGACGGGAAGGGAGGCAACUCGAAGACCAGCGGAGCCACCAGCAUUUUUGGUCAGAAGGUCCGAGCAAGCAGCAUCCCCAAGUUUAAAUUCCUCAUGGUUGGAGGCUUCGUCUUGAUCAACCUGCUUAACUUGGCCACCAUCCCCUUCCGCAACCGCCAAGAUGGCUUGUUGAUGCCUGUUCUAUCCAAGGUGUCCAACGUUCUCUCUCCCGUCCCAAUCGAUCCCUUCAAGGUUGCCGAGAAUGGCUUGGACGUCAUUUACGUUAGUGCAAAGGGUCAGCAAGUCGAAACUUUGGUCACCGUUCUUCCACCGAUGAAAUAUCAACUCGAAUACCCUUCUGCAUACUAUGGCAAUGCUAACCCCAACGUUGACCGCCUGCUCGACACCGACUACAACCCUGUCCUCGACGUUGUAGGCGGCCGAGUUCUGGAAAGCAUCCUGAGGUCCCUCGAUGACCCAAUCAUCAGCAAAUGGAUAAUCGCAGCUCUUAUCUUAAGUUUGAUUCUUAACGGCUAUCUCUUCAACGCUGCUCGCUGGAGCAUCAAGGAAGAACAGUCCUCAGCUUCCUCGACCCCGUCCGAGUCUCCUACACCGGCUCCUGCACCCGUGAAGGUUGAGCGCAAGCCCAUCAUCAAGGAAGACGGCACCCCAAGAACUCUGGAAGAGUGUGAGCAGAUGCUCAAAGACAAGCUUGUCACCUCGCUUGAUGAUGAAGAACUAAUUGAGCUCUCCCUUCGUGGUAAGAUACCUGGUUAUGCCCUUGAGAAAACUAUGGAGCACGAGAGUAUCACUCGUCUGCAAGCUUUUACCAGGGCGGUCAAGCUUAGACGAGCUGUUGUUGCAAGAAACCCUGUUACUGCCGCCACCAGUGCCUCCGUCGAGAACUCUAAACUACCAUACGAGGGGAUGAACUAUACUCUAGUUCACGGUGCCUGUUGUGAGAAUGUCAUCGGUUUCCUUCCGCUUCCUCUGGGUGUUGCCGGACCUUUGGUCAUUGAUGGACAGAGCUUGUUUAUCCCCAUGGCUACUACUGAAGGUGUUCUCGUCGCUAGUACUAGCAGAGGCUGCAAGGCUAUCAAUGCAGGCGGCGGUGCUACUACUGUCUUGACCGCUGAUGGCAUGACUCGAGGCCCCUGCGUGAGCUUUAGCAGCGUCUCUCGUGCCGGUGAGGCCAAGUUGUGGCUUGACUCUGAAGAGGGCCAGUCUAUAAUGAAAGCUGCGUUUAACUCUACCAGUCGUUUCGCCAGACUUCAGACUAUGAAGACAACACUGGCCGGAACUAACCUCUACAUUCGAUUCAAGACCACCACUGGCGACGCCAUGGGUAUGAACAUGAUCUCUAAGGGUGUCGAGAAGGCGCUGUCUGUAAUGGCCAACGAGGCUGGAUUCGAGGAUAUGCAGACCAUCUCUGUCUCUGGCAACUUCUGCACGGACAAGAAGGCUGCUGCCGUUAACUGGAUUGACGGCCGAGGAAAAUCCGUCGUAGCUGAGGCCAUUAUUCCGGCUAAUGUUGUCAAAUCCGUGCUCAAGAGUGACGUCGACUCUAUGGUUGAGCUUAAUAUCUCCAAGAAUCUGAUUGGAAGUGCCAUGGCUGGUGCCCUUGGAGGGUUCAACGCCCAUGCAUCCAACAUCGUUACUGCUCUCUUCCUAGCCACUGGCCAGGACCCUGCCCAGAACGUCGAGAGCAGCAAUUGCAUCACUAUCAUGAAGAAGUAUGUAUCUCCAUCCCUUUGUAUCCAUAAUGGCACCUUUUCGCCGAUUACUAACAUUCUUUCCAGCGUGGGUGGUAACCUACACAUCAGCGUCUCCAUGCCAUCCAUAGAAGUCGGUACCAUCGGCGGCGGCACCAUCCUCGAGGGACAAGGAGCCAUGCUCGACCUGCUCGGAGUCCGUGGUGCACACCCAACCAACCCAGGAGACAACUCCCGCCGUCUCGCACGCAUCGUGGCCGCCGCCGUCCUUGCCGGUGAGCUCAGUCUCUGCGCCGCCCUGGCAGCCGGCCACCUUGUCCGCGCUCACAUGGCCCACAACCGAAGCGCAGCACCUGCAGCACCAGCGUCAUCAACAUCUCCCACUGCUCCACCAACUCGGUCGGUAACCCCCGUCUCAGCUGCCGUUGGCGCAGCAAAGUCUGCGAACAACCUUGCCAUGACGGCCGUGAGCGAUCGAAAAUGA
Messenger RNA from Trichophyton rubrum CBS 118892, 2655 nucleotides. RefSeq names its product hydroxymethylglutaryl-CoA reductase (NADPH). The coding region runs from base 1 to 2655 and encodes 884 amino acids. The transcript has a single exon. Gene Ontology annotation, cellular component: peroxisomal membrane; endoplasmic reticulum membrane. Gene Ontology annotation, biological process: isoprenoid biosynthetic process; coenzyme A metabolic process; ergosterol biosynthetic process. Gene Ontology annotation, molecular function: protein binding; hydroxymethylglutaryl-CoA reductase (NADPH) activity. The record is from RefSeq and is a predicted model, not a curated record. Lineage: Eukaryota; Fungi; Ascomycota; Eurotiomycetes; Onygenales; Arthrodermataceae.